Anopheles stephensi (Asian malaria mosquito) is the source of this 2265-nucleotide messenger RNA. It is a transcript of the gene y, whose product is annotated as protein yellow. NCBI's taxonomy places the organism in Eukaryota, Metazoa, Arthropoda, Insecta, Diptera, Culicidae. Gene Ontology annotation, cellular component: extracellular region. The coding region runs from base 203 to 1864 and encodes 553 amino acids. The record is from RefSeq and is a predicted model, not a curated record. The transcript has 2 exons.
AACCCCGGUGCGGCAACCCGUACAACCAUCAGUCGUUGUGGAGUAGUCGGCGCGAUAGAGUGUCGAACGAGCGGACCCAUCAGUUCACCCACCUACCCACGAACAUCCCUUAUUCGGUGAAGUCCUGUCCUUUUUUAUUGCCGUGUGAAGAAUUGUGAAGCUUCUGUACCUUCUGUGCAAAAGUAGUGCGAUCGACGCAAGGAUGUACGGUGGUAGAAUGCUGUUGAUUGUGGUGUGCCUUGUCACCGGUAGUGUUAGUGCGACGCAGAAGCUCCAGGAGCGAUACAGCUGGCAGCAGCUCGACUUUGUCUUCCCCAAUCAACGCCUCAAGCAACAGGCACUGGCCCGCGGGGAUUACGUCCCGACGAACGGUCUGCCGGUCGGUAUCGAGCGUUGGGAGAACAAACUGUUCGUCUCGGUACCAAGAUGGAAGGACGGUAUCCCCUCGACGCUCAACUACAUCGACAUGAACCAGACACCGUCCGGUUCGCCGGCCCUCAUCCCCUACCCGGACUGGUCCUCGAACGUUGCCGGUGACUGCGCUAACGGACUGUCCACCGUGUACCGUAUCAAGGCGGACAAGUGCGGACGGCUGUGGGCCCUCGACACCGGUACCGUCGGCAUCGGCAACACGACCCAGCAGCUCUGCCCGUACGCCCUGAACAUCUGGGACCUGAAGACGAACCGUCGGCUGCGCCGGUAUGAGCUGCGAGCCGAUGAUACCAACGCCAACACCUUCAUCGCGAACAUUGCCAUCGAUAUGGGGCGCAGCUGUGACGAUACGUACGCGUACAUGUCGGACGAGCUCGGGUACGGUUUGAUCGUGUACUCGUUCGAGCAGAACAAAUCGUGGCGCUUUGCCCACAGCUUCUUCUUCCCGGAUCCACUCCGUGGCGACUUUAACGUUGCCGGGCUGAACUUCCAGUGGGGCGAGGAAGGUAUCUUCGGUAUGUCGCUGACUCCGCUGCAGGCUGACGGGUUCCGUACGCUCUACUUCUCGCCGCUGGCCAGUCAUCGCGAAUUUACCGUCUCGACCCGUAUCCUGCGCGACGAAUCGAAGGUGGAGGAAAGCUUCCACGACUUUCAGUACCUGAAGGAGCGUGGCCCGAACAGCCACACGACGUCGCGCGUCAUGAGCGAAACGGGACUGCAGCUGUUCAAUCUGAUCGAUCAGAAUGCGGUCGGUUGCUGGCAUUCGUCGCUGCCGUACAGCCCGGAAUAUCACGGAAUCGUCGAUCGGGAUGAUGUGGAGCUGGUGUUCCCGGCGGAUGUGAAGAUCGACGAGGAGGAACAGGUGUGGGUUAUCUCGGACCGUAUGCCAGUGUUCUUGAUUGCCGAUCUGGACUACAGUGAUGUGAACUUCCGCAUCUUCUCCGCUCCACUGUCUACGCUGGUCGCCGGUACGGUGUGCGAUGUUCAGUCACAGUUCGGUGCUAUUCAGCCCAAGUUUGGUGGAGAUGCCGGUAGUUCCGAUCUGGCGACUACGUACAACACCGACACGACUCUGCUGCCGACGACGUACUCGCAGCCCCUGUCCGGUUCGUACACCCCGGCGCUGAGCUACGCGCCGACCGCUGCUCCGCAGGUCCACAAGUUCACCCAGGGCUAUGAUGCGCCGACCUCGCACAUGUACUCGACCCAAUCCUACCCGACGACGGCCAAGGCGUACGCGUACAACAAGUACCACGGCGUUGAGUUCCACGCGCACGGUGCACCACACCACGGACACGGAUAUCACCAUGGGCCGCACAGUCACGACGGUUCGGCGACGGGCGAGCAGGAGGGAGGCUACAAUGGACAUCGUGGCGGAUACUGGAACGGUGCCCACAAGAAGCAGGACUCGUGGAAACAGUUCUUCUACUAGAGAAUAGCGCACUACCAAGAGCGGAACUAAGCGGCUCUCUCUCACACACACACACAUAUAUUUGUGCACAGUGUGCUCACAGAACAAGUACAGUACAGUAGUACCCUCUUUGAACUAUGCUUAAGCUACACUAAACCCUCUCGGCAAUACUACGAGAAGAGAGCGCGAAAGGGAGUAGAAAAUGAAAUAAAAAACAAGUAUAUCACAUACACACAGAAACACACCCCCAUACACAAAUGAUUAAAAUUAGGAUCCUAUUUGUCACCUUCUUCCGUUGGACGAGAGCAGCUCGAAUGGGAGAAAGAGGGAGAGAGCGAUAAAUUAUGAGGUGCGUAAUACGGCAUUGCGUACGAGAUUGUUGUACAGACACGUCUGAUGCUGUAAUAAACGGUAACAAAUUA